Molecule: messenger RNA, 1670 nt
Organism: Daldinia vernicosa
Lineage: Eukaryota; Fungi; Ascomycota; Sordariomycetes; Xylariales; Hypoxylaceae
Product: glycoside hydrolase family 93 protein
Exons: 2
Coding region: 426-1514 (362 amino acids)
Source: RefSeq, a predicted model, not a curated record
GGAACCGGCCUACUAAAACAACCCAAAUUCAACUUUCACCCUAGUCGAUGCUCCAUUUGAGUCUCUAACCAUCUAUAAGUAAUCCACUGUACUCCAUAUUGAGCUUAUACAAAAGGACUACGCUGCCGAAACUAGAUAGUUACACUUGACAAUUGGACCUCGCAUACUGCUAUCUAUGUAUAUUCAGCUAGCUAGUGAAUCCCACGAUGAUGAUUUCGCCAAGGCUACGGGCUCUCUCCCCGUCGGGGAACCGAGGAUGCGAUGACAUUUCUAAUGGUAGUACUAGCACAGACAUUGCGAUAAUGUGUCACGGUGUUCAGGUAUAUUAUAGCUACUUGGUGCCCAUAUCAUGAUCUACAUACAUAGGCUGUGUGACGAUCACGAUCUGCAUACGUCAACUACAAGCAUAAUCAGCGCUGUGCAUCAUGUUCAUCUCUAAAAUCCUCUUCGCGGCACUCGCCACCAUCGGGGUAGCAUCAGCCGCCCCGGCCUCCCUUGCCAAGCGCCUGCCGGGCCGCGUCGUGAAAGCCGGCGAGCCGGUGGUGAUCGACACCAACUCUGAGUACGUCCGAGUUAGCUUUAUGAACGACGGUAGCCUGAUAGGCGGGUACACCGCCAAGGACGGCACCCAGAAUGUCCUGCGCGUUGUGAAGUCUACCAACGGCGGCCAGUCGUGGGAAUAUCUCGGUGAAGUGUUCCGAGGCGAAAUCGCAACCCACGACAUCAACAAUGCCAUGCCGCUUCAGCUCCCUAACGGUCGCAUCCUAUACGCGUACCGGAACCACGAUCGCACGGGUGCCGACUGGCACUACACGUACUUCCGCAUCUCGAUCUCGUACUCGGACGACGGCGGCAAGACCUUCAAGUAUCUCUCUACCGUCGAGGAGCACGUCCCGUCAGGCGUCAACGGCCUUUGGGAGCCGUUCCUGCGGAUCGCUAGGGACGGGUCGCUGCAGUGCUAUUACUCUGCUGAGAACAACGCGGGCGACCAGGACAACUUCAUGAAGUACUCCACGGACGGCGGCGCGACGUGGUCUAACUGGAUUGCCGUCUCGGGCGGCGACAAGACUUCUCGCGAUGGCAUGGUUGGUGUUGCGCCUAUUGACAAUGACGGAAAUCUCAUUGCCGUCUUCGAAAACACCGAAAGCGGCGUCUUCUCGGUCAACUACGUGCUCUCGCACGACGACGGACGGUCGUGGGGGUCGCGCGGCCGGCUAUACACGGCGCGCGACGGGAAGCUGGCGGGGGCGCCGCAGGUGUACAACGUGUGGGGCACGCUGGUGGCCAGCUUCAUGACGAACGAGGACGUGGAGGGCACGAGCGGGUACGACGGGGCGCAGAUGAAGGUUAUUACCAGCGUGGACGGCGGCAAGACGUGGUCCGGCAGCGUGGUUACCGGCGAGGCGGCGUCGCAUUGGCCGGGCGUGUUUAAUCGCGACGCUACGCAUUUCUUGGCGCUGUAUUCGAAGGAUGGGCUGGGGGCUGUUAGUCAGUUGUACGAGUUGCAGGAUUAGGGCGGCGGUUGUUUGUAUGUUUGUGGUAGGAAGAGGAUAGAUGGUCCUGCUUCUUGUGCCUUGGGGGGGGGGAAUCUUGAGAAGAGAGAGGAGGUUUGGGCUUUGGUCGUUGAAUCUAUCUAGAUUGUAUAUAGUUCUAUUCGUUGUCUAUAUUCU